This is a messenger RNA of Condylostylus longicornis, 7360 nucleotides long. It is a transcript of the gene Ubr3, whose product is annotated as E3 ubiquitin-protein ligase Ubr3. The coding region runs from base 458 to 6739 and encodes 2093 amino acids. Gene Ontology annotation, cellular component: ubiquitin ligase complex; cytoplasm. The transcript is spliced from 14 exons. Lineage: Eukaryota; Metazoa; Arthropoda; Insecta; Diptera; Dolichopodidae. Gene Ontology annotation, molecular function: zinc ion binding; ubiquitin protein ligase activity. Gene Ontology annotation, biological process: protein ubiquitination; ubiquitin-dependent protein catabolic process via the N-end rule pathway. The record is from RefSeq and is a predicted model, not a curated record.
GAGAUUUAUAUUAAAGUCAAAUGAAAUCAAUGUGGCAAAUAGAAAAAAAUUAUGUGGUUUUUUUAUACCUACAUACCUAGAUAUUCGUAAUCGUACCUGUAAAAAAAAAUUUCCAAAUAUUCAUAAUUUGAUAACCAGUUUGAUGUAGCCACGAUUUCAUCUACGUUCUUAUGAUUUAAGUUGAGAUGUAAUGUUCUAUAAUAUUAUAUCAAAGCUUUAUCUUAAUUUUGAUGGGAAUUACAAAAACCUCACUAAUCUAAGUCACUUGGUUCUAAAUGUUUAAAGACACUGGAUAAAGUUCUGUAAAUUGAACUUGCAUUAGCUUCCUAAUGAAAUUAAUUAGGUAGAGACCAACUAAAAUUUAUUUUAAACAAAAGUACGACAAACGAUAAAAAAAUAAGUCGAAUUAAGACAAAAAAACAUUUACAUAUAAAAAUAUAAAAAAUAAAAAUUCAAUAUGAAUGUUGACAACGAUGAUGAGCAAAAUAAUUCCGCUGAAGCAAGCAAUUCCAGCGGAUUAGCAGAACAACCAAUAACAACAGAAGUAACAACAGCUUCAACGACAUCAACACAUGCAUCAGCAAAAGAUGAAAAUUUAAUAGGAAUAGCAGAAGAUACCAUAGAAGUAGGAGAUGAAACAGGAGAUACAGAGUUUCCGGGAGAUUUUAGUGAUGAUGAAUCAGUUGCCUCAAGAGCAAAGAAAAUCUUAGAAAAAGGAAAGGAACAAGCAGCUGCUUAUAUUAAUGAAGAAUGCUGUCGAGGAGGCCCAACACCAGAGCUAAACGUUCUCAUUGAUUAUUUAUUUAGUAUGGGGAUUGACAGUUAUUUCAGUAUAGACUGGGUUAGAUACUUGAUAGCAGGAGGAAGAUCCUUAGGAAAAUUUGCAUCAAUUGUUCGAAGUUAUGAUAACCAUGCUAAAUGUGGGCUUGUUUGGGUACCACAUGUUGUUGCAUAUCGAUGCCGAACAUGUGGUAUAUCGCCAUGUAUGUCAAUAUGUCGAGAUUGUUUUAAAAAAGGUGACCAUGCAAACCAUGAUUUCAAUAUGUUUUUAUCACAAGCGGGUGGAGCAUGUGAUUGUGGUGAUACAUCAGUUAUGAAAGCUGAAGGAUUUUGUAGUGAUCAUGGAAUUAAUAAUCGGGCAAAUAAAGAUCCAGUUCCAAAUGACUUAUUAGCAGUUGCUGAAGCUAUAAUGCCAAAACUUUUAUUUCGUUUACUACAUCAUUUUCGGGAACAUAGUUCAACAUCACAUCAGCAUAGUUCAAUUAAUGUUGCAGCUGGCCGUUUUGAAAAAUUUUGUAAUAUGUUAAUGGAUUAUAAUAAUAUGGGUGAAUUAAUGAGACGUGUAAUGACGAAAGCUUUAAUCAAUCCAGAAGUUUACAAAAAAUUUUCGGAAAAACCUUUUCCUAAUAAUAGUUAUGGAAGAUUCUUAAAAUCAAGUAAAAAAAAGUAUAUUGAAGCUGUUUAUAAAUUUCCAAGGCUAGAACCGCCUGACGAAUAUAAACAUUUACCAGCAUUGGACAGAACAUUAAAACACUCAACAUUGUUAGAAGAAUUCAUAUUUUGGACAUUUAAAUUCGAAUUUCCUCAGAACUUAGUUUGUUUCUUGUUAAAUAUGUUGCCUGAUCAGGACUAUAAGGAACACUUGACAAGAACAUUUGUGAUGCACUACAGUCGUAUACCAACGGUUUUAGAGCUAUCACAGGAUCCCGAUACAUUAAGUAAUCGAGUUGUUCAUAUGUCAGUACAGUUGUUUUCAAAUGAAAGUUUAGCACUUAAAAUGGUUGAAGAAUUGAGUUUAUUGCAUGUUAUGAUUAUUAGUUUAAAAUUGAUGAUGUCAAAAAUUUUAAUACAAAAUUCACUUCACGUUGUAGACAAAAAUUUUCAUUUUGUCAUUGAUUGUGCGAAGAGUGUUAUGAAAGAUCAUUGCUAUUGGCCAUUGGUAUCCGAUUUUAACAAUGUUUUAUCUCAUGAAUCAGUUGCCUUAGUAUUUUUGCGUGAUGAUAAUUUAAUUGAUAUGUGGUUUCAAUUUUUAUCUAUGUUGCAAGGUAUGAAUGUUAAUGUUCGUGAAACAAAAAGUCACGUAGAGUUUGAGCCAAGCUCAUAUUAUGCUGCUUUCUCCUGUGAAUUAGAAGCAAGUGCAUAUCCGAUGUGGUCAAUUAUAUCACAUUUAAAAGAUCCAACACAUGCUCAAUUAGCUAAAAAGAUUUUGACAUUUUGUGUAAAUUCAUUACACGAAUGGUUGGAUGCAAUAUUUUUUCUGAAACCAAAGUUGGAAAAAAGUGAAAUGAUGACAGCGUCAUUUCAUUUUCCACUGCAUCGGUAUUUAGCGGCUUUUACUUGUCAGGCUGUUACAUCAAUGGGAAUGUCUUUAAGUGAAAUAUUACCAUCCCCAGAUUUAUUGACAUUGCUAAUGGCACAUCCAUUAAGAGUUCAAAGUUUCUUUUAUGAAAUAUUAGCUGGUAUAUGGAUAAGGAACGGUUUACAAAUCAAAGGACAAGCAAUGACAUAUAUCCAAGCGAAUUUUUGUAAUUCAAUGGUUGAUAUGGAUUUAUUCUUCCUGCAAAUAUGUGCAACCCAAUUACCCGCUAGUGUUUUUUUAACAACAACAAUUGACUCAUUUGGAGUAUCCGACUGGCUUGGAAUGUCACCGUUAUCAACACCACAAGAAAUGGAACAGGAUUCUAUGUUGGAAGGCUUUUUAACAUUUUUAGCAACAUUAGCAACAUCUCGAACAAAUUUGGGGAAUGAUGAACGUACGCAAUGCAUAAUUGAAAUUAGUGCUCUAUUAGCUACAGAAAACAAAACACAUAGUCAACUAUUAGAGUUGAUGCCAGAACGUUCUGGAAAUGUGCAUACGAAAAAUUUUGAAAAAUUUUUAAAACAAUUGUCAGUUUACAAAGCACCAGCAUCACGUUCAGAAAAUUUAGAACAAGGUUUAUUUAUGCCAAUAGAUGAAGUUUGGGAACAUUUUUACGAUCCUUUGCACGUUUUGUUAAGAGCUGUGCACAGACGAGAUUUUCAGAGUUCAAUGGAUCGUUUUGGAAAUUAUGUCAAAAGCAAAAAUAAGAUGCCAAAAAGUGGCAAUUUGUGGCCACCAUUUAGACUACCACGUCCAGUUGGGGAACAAUUCAGUGAUCCAUGUUGCAUAUUAAAUUCUCGUGUCUUCCAUUCAACAAUAUUGGCAAUAUUACAUCGCGCUGUUAAUUCGCAUAAUAUAUCCGAACAUUUAUUGGCAUUGGCAGUAUUUUUACUUGAAAUUGCUGUAGAAAAUAGUGAUAAUUUGAAAACUAAUAAAGACACAAUAUCGGAAUGUGAACGAAAUACAAGUGGUGGUUAUUAUUCAAGAUCUUCUCGUGAUGCUCCAGAGCUAUUACAGUGUUAUCCAACUGAUAACCUUUUCGAAAAUUUGCGUUUUAAUGUUCAUAAAGUGUCCUUAAAGCCACAGGAACCACAAGUUACUCCCAGUUACAAUACAAAUAAUUUUGAUAGCGAUCAAGAGUGGGAUGUUUCAGAAAGUGAAACAUUACCAAUGAUCGUAGGACAUGACAUGUUACCACCAGCUUCUAGUGGCAUGGAAGUUGCAAUACCCCAAGAUUUGUCUAUUGUUUCCGAGCAAUCAUUAGUAAUACGCAGCAAUAGUCAAGAAGAAGAUGUCAGUGAAGACGGUAGUAUGCACGGCGGAAGUGGCGGUACAGUUAUUGUAGAAGCAACGACUCCAACUGAAGAAAAUAUUAGUAGUGAAGGAACGGUAGCAUCCAAUUCUGAAAACAGAAAUUCGACAAAUCGAUUCGAUUCAAUGGAACUUCAAACUAUAAAUAACAUAGCAUCACAUUUUGCUCUGCAAACCAUAGCGUUACCUGAAAGUGGUAUGGAAGUAGCUAUACGCCGUGAACUAGGCUUAGAAUCAACAAAUCAUCAGCAUACAAAUGUACGCCAACCACCAUCCACUCAUCAAACUGAAAUGUUUUCCCCAACUUCAAAUAAUGUAAUGUUAUUGCCAUUUCAACGUGUUCAACCAGUUGCUAUUCCUAGUCGUAAUCUAGACGUAGUGCCUACUCACGGAAAUCGUGUUAUAUCAAGCACUAUGGCAGCUGGGGGAAGUCGAAAUAGUAACAUCGGAAGUGGUAUAAAUAUAAGUGGAGGUUGUACUAAUAGGAAACGUGCCAUCGAAAAUGCCUUUAGUAUAGAUUCCGACACGGUGUUUUUGGAUGAAAGCAUUCUAUCUUUACUUCUCAAACUACACUCUCAAUUAAGCGGUACUUUAGAUAGUUUCUCCUUAGAAGACUAUUUUUAUGAUAAAAAUGAAAAUGACGAAAGUAAUUUUAAUGAAGAAUCUGCUAGUACUUCUAUGGAUGUAGACUCUGAGGAAGCAGGGCCAUCUUCUUCAAUUAGAAAUGACGAAUCAAUACUGGAGAAUAAAUCUAGUCGACAAAAUAAUCGUAUUAAAGUUUCUGAAUCUCGUGUUGGAGAUGGCCCUUAUUUCAUUGGAAACUUGUUGCGAAAGAUUGCUAAACGUAAUGAAGCUUGUGCUCAAAAUAUUGAUUUAAUACGACAACGUUUGUGGCCAAAUCAAAGAGAAAAACAAGCUGAACAAAAAGCAAGAGAGGCUAAAGAAAAAGAAGAACGUGGAAAACGAGCUCGUGAACGACAGCAAGAACUUUUGGCAGAAUUUGCUAAUAAGCAAAAACAAUUUAUGAAAAUGGCUGCUGAAAAUAUGGAUAUUGGGGAAGAAAUUGAAGAUGAUGAAAUUGAGCAACCUCGCGAGAAAGAAUAUGAUUGUAUAAUAUGUAAUCGAACUAGUGCUAGUACCGAAACAAACCCUAUUGGUUUGGUGGUUUUAGUGGAAUCAUCUGGUGUCGUUGGUCAUCGACGGAAAUCUGAAGAACGCUUGAAAUUACCAUUGUCAUCUAGUGAAGCUGAUGAACUAAUGCUCAGUACACGUUUGGCCACAGAAUUUAAUCGCCGUACAGUUAUUUUAGGUAUGAAAUUUGGUGAAGAUUCCUGGUAUUUAUCUAACAAUUUAGCAUAUGAAACUGGAAUACAUGUUCAAUCAUGUGGUCAUCAUGUACAUUUGACAUGUCUUGAUGCAUAUUUAAAUUCAUUAUACCCAACACAAAGACAAAAUUUACACGUUGAACGUGGCGAAUUCUAUUGUCCAGUGUGUCGGCAACUAUCAAAUUCUGUGCUUCCUCUAAGUCCUCAAUUAGAUCGCCUAACACCAAUUAUACGAUCUGGACAACAUAGUUAUGAACAGCUAGUCAGUGAAUUAACAAACUUAAUUAAGGAAAAUGAAAAACCUCCCCCUACAACAAAAUUGUCUGAAGCGAUGGGUAGGGCUAUGGAAGAUAUGACUAAUAUAACACAUCGUAAGCAAAAACGUGUUCCCCCGACAUUUAGAAGUCUUUUUUUGUUUGUAACAUCUAUAGCAAGAACAAAUUUAGAAGCUGAAAUAAUACAAAGAGGUGGUUCUUUAUGUACUAAUAACACAAUUAGAUAUAAACCAAAACGGGAAUGCAUAGUUCCUCUAUUACAUGUAUUAUCUGUUCACAUAAGAGUUUUAGUUGUAUGGCCCUUAUGGCGAUCAUGGGCUUUACUAGCCGGUUUACCUAUAUUUGAUUCAGCACCAGUGCCUUCACAUUGUAAAGAAUUUAUACCUAGUCUUUUAGCUGAUCCAAUUGCAUUAUUAAUCAAAUUCAUAUUAUUAGCUCCACUUCAUUUGGAUCAAGUGUAUUUCACAUGCAUAGUUAAAGCAAUGUAUAAUUUACUUUAUUACCAAGUUGUUGUUCAGCUAUGCACAACUUUGACUGAUUUAGAAUGUGAUGAAAUCAUAGAAAAGUAUUCAAAUAAAUCAAAUUAUAUUAAAACAACUGGAGUUAAGAAUUUAGGAGCUGCAUUAGCUUUUGUCUUAUCAAAUACAGACCGUUUAAAACAGUUAAGACGUGAAAGUGUACAAUCAUCAACAGCAAAUUCAUCGAUACACUUAGGUACAAUGGAACAAAACUUACAAAAAUUAUGCUUACCAUUUUUAAGAAUAGCAGCAUUAUUACGACAUCAUUUAUAUAGGCAGGAAUUGCCAGAAAUAGCGACACCACAAUUAGAAUUUGUUCGCUUAGUAUAUUUCCUGGAAUUGGUAACAGAAAGUAUGGAUUGGGAUUGCUUUAAUGCUUCAAAGGCGUUAUGCUUCAUAUUGGGCACAGAACAAACUUUACCCAAAUUUUGGUGCGAACAACUUUUGUCAGAAACGCCACCGCCAACGGACACAAUUAGGGAGCUAGUAAUGAAUCAACAUUUGGAUUGGCAUCAGCCAAAACUUUUAAAAUUACCUAAAGAAUAUGAAAGAUUAUUUACGUACUAUCAUGAGAGUGCUUGCUUGAGUUGCCUACAAGUGCCAAAAGAAAGCUCAAUUUGUCUAUUAUGUGGAACCAUUGUUUGCUUAAAACAACAGUGUUGUGCAGUUGGUGAAUGUUGUGAAGCAGUUAGACAUGCAAUAAAUUGCGGAGGUGGAAUAGGAAUAUUUCUCGUUGUAACAUCAACUUACAUAAUAGUUAUCAGAGGAAGAAGAGCUUGCUUAUGGGGUUCUUUAUAUUUAGAUGAUUUUGAUGAAGAAGAUAGAGAUUUAAAACGUGGAAAACCACUUUACCUUAGUGAAGAUCGUUUCAAUUUACUAGAAUCACAAUGGUUGUCUCAUCGUUUUGCUCACACAAAACACACCUGGGUAUUUCAUCGUGACUUGCUAUAAGGCUAUGUAAAUAUACAAUAUUUAUAAAAUUUUUCUCGCUAAAUAAUUUUUUAUUAAACUUGUUUUUAUAUUCUUUUUUGUUUAAUUUUGAAAGACAUUUUGUUUUUUUAAUUUUUUAAAUAAUUGUUCAUAAAGAAAGUAUAGUUUUAUUAUUGAAUUUGUUAUAUUGUUGAACAAUAAUGUAUAACAUAUUAAAAAGCAUAUAUGUAUCAGGAAAAGCUGUACCGCGUUCUUUUUAAGAUUAGUGGAUCUUAAAAUAAUAUAUUCUGUGCAUAUAUGAAUUUUAUGAAGAAUAAAGGAUUUUUGCCAUUAAGUUCUUUUUUCGAAUCUAUUUCAAAUUCAAUAACAAAUCUAAAUUUAUCAUAAACUAAGUUAAGAUGAUUACAGAACAAAUAUAAUUGAAAAAUGCUUAACAAUAUCUCCUUUAGUAAAAAUGUUAGAAAUAGAAAUAAAAAUGAAUGAAAUGUGAGAAAAUAAGUAAAAAUUAAUUAUAAACGCACUAAUAUUUCAAAGUAAUUACAAUAAGUACAUAUGAUAAUUAUUACAAUAAAUAAUUAUCACUUAUUAUAAAAUAAAGUGUUAAAAAACAUAAAAUAUUUGUGUGAUAUUUUUUAAUUCAAA